Megachile rotundata (alfalfa leafcutting bee) is the source of this 3531-nucleotide messenger RNA. It is a transcript of the gene Asator, whose product is annotated as tau-tubulin kinase asator. Lineage: Eukaryota; Metazoa; Arthropoda; Insecta; Hymenoptera; Megachilidae. Gene Ontology annotation, molecular function: ATP binding; protein kinase activity. The record is from RefSeq and is a predicted model, not a curated record. Gene Ontology annotation, biological process: protein phosphorylation.
CGCCUUCGCCCUCGCCUUCGCCUUCGCCUUCGCAGCGUGUAACCACCUUUCUACUCGGCACGACCUUUUUUACGCCCUUAAAACUACUAGACUUACCGUCCAGUUUCUCUCUUGUUCGGAGCCAUGAAAUGGAAUCCCGAUCAUUCUACUACCACUUUGCAGCCAAGGAAUGUAGGCGACGAAAGUACGGAUCAGAAUAAUAAUAUAACUAUGACGAGCGAGGAUUUACUGCAGCCUGGCCAUGUGGUCAAAGAACGCUGGAGAGUCUUUAAAAAGAUAGGAGGCGGCGGAUUCGGCGAGAUCUACGAAGGCCUAGAUUUGAUAACCAGGGAGCAGAUAGCCUUAAAAGUUGAAUCGGCUCGUCAACCCAAGCAAGUUCUGAAAAUGGAGGUAGCGGUGUUGAAGAAACUUCAAGGUCAAGAACACGUAUGCAGGUUCAUUGGUUGUGGUCGUAACGAUAGAUUCAAUUACGUGGUAAUGCAGUUACAAGGAAAGAAUUUGGCAGAGUUGCGUCGUGCCCAGCCACGAGGCUCCUUCACGUUAUCUACUACUCUGCGUUUAGGACUGCAAAUUCUCAAAGCGAUAGAAAGCAUACACUCUGUUGGCUUUCUUCAUAGAGACAUUAAACCGUCAAAUUUUUCGAUGGGACGACUUCCCCGUGAUUCGAGGUUGGUUUACAUGUUGGACUUUGGUUUAGCUCGUCAAUUUACCACCGGUACCGGUGAAGUUAGACCACCUCGUAGCGCGGCGGGAUUCAGAGGAACCGUCCGGUACGCAUCCGUGAAUGCGCACAAAAAUAAAGAAAUGGGCAGACACGAUGAUUUGUGGUCAUUGUUUUAUAUGCUAGUAGAGUUUGUUAAUGGACAACUUCCAUGGAGAAAAAUUAAGGAUAAAGAACAGGUUGGUCUGAUGAAAGAAAAGUACGAUCAUCGAUUACUUCUGAGGUAUCUACCACCCGAGAUCCGAGUCUUUUUAGAGCAUAUUCAGAGUUUGGAAUACGCGGACAAACCAAAUUACCCGAUGUUGGCCGGUUUGUUCGAGCGUUGUAUGAAACGUAGAGGAAUUAAAAUGAACGAUCCUUACGAUUGGGAGAAGCCAUCGAGAUCCAACGAAAGUUUACCUACUACCAAAUCUCUUCCUACCGUUACCGUACCUCCGGUUUUGACCACGGCGACUACUAUUAAUCAGCCACCGACCACGCCAAACGUUGACACGAACAAUCAAGAAAACGUCGAACCCGACAACAGAAAGGAAUUAGAUGCACAAAUGGAUUACGAAAGCAUAUGUAGAAGAAAUAAACAACGCGGAGUCGAAGGUUCGUCCGUACCAUUUACAUCGGCUAUUAGCAAUCAUGGCCGUGAUAAGAACUGUAACGCUACGAUACCUACGAUGGACAAUAUUCAUCAGCAAACCGGACAACAAACUCAAGAUUCGCCGAAGAAGAGACGCGCAGUUUCGAUGGCUGCGGAACCUCAGACGGGCACGGUCACCGUAGAAAAACGAGUAGACAACGAAGGAGACGCGUUAAUGGCAUCCGCUCGUUCCGCUUCGGACGUUCCUCGUAACAAACUUGGAGCGAACGCCGCCGCGCCGCUUCGAAAGUCUGCUAGCGGUGCAACAUUCGCUCGACUGCGCGUCCCUCCACCCAGCGAAACGCCACCCGGCGAACCACCCAGCCCUCGAGUACAAACCGAUGUCGAUGCUUCUUACUGUUCCUACGACGUUACUAAUCCAAAAUACGUCGGCAACCAGAGUCCCGUUACCGAACAGAGGGAACCGCUAAAGAGAGAAACGCGAAGAAGAACGGAUGGAAGGCAACAGACUAGAGCUAGUCGUUCCGCGAUGCGAGACUGUUCCAUCACUCAGUUUGCGCAAAUAGACGACGAUAACGUAUCCGCGUUGCAACAAGUAACCAAAGGUGGCGGUGCCCUAACCUUGGCCUCUCAAUGGAAAUCGCAGUUCGACGAUUCCGAAGAGACCGACAACGAAUGGAAAGGAGAAAACUUGCAGAGUCCUGAACACAAAGGAACCACUAAUAUGCCGCUUAUAACUCCUCAGUCGGCAGUUGUCAGUGAUGCUGUGACUACCGCAACUUCAGUGCCUGCGUCUAUCGAUGCGAAAACAACGGUGGUUCAAACGACUACGCCAAUCGCGUCUCAUCAGCAUUCGAUAAUACCGACUGCUCUCUCUCGCAUAAGCGAAGACUCUCCGAAACCCACGACUCCUCACAGAUGUUUAAACAUCGCUGGUAUCGAAAAAUAUCCAGAUCUUCAAGGAGCACUACCACGCGCUUGGAGCGUUCCAGCUUUGGCGCCACACGUGCGCGCUUAUCUCGAAGCCCCGUUGGUUCAACAAGCAGCGUUCGACGAUUUGUUCUACGAAAUCGACGUGAUGAGAAAUAUCGCGACGCGCUACGACGAACCAAGGCAGAGUCCUCCACCGCGAAGAGCGAGCGUACCAGCGGUCGCUUUUUCACCGCCUAACACGAUACCGAGCACGCCCGGAGCCGAAGAGGAAGAGGAAGCGGUAGCUGGAAGAUUAGAGAUCAGGGUAGUGGACGCGACUGGCGGUGCAACCGUUGUCCAAACCACCGCGGACAAAGAACCGUUACAAAAAAAAAUGGCAAAUGGUACCGGGGAUGGCCCAGCUAGCCCUAAUCCAGGCUUCGAAGAACCGUCGGUGUACGACGAUGCCGUUGAGAAUCGGGCACCCAUCGAUGCUGCCGCGCAUAAGGAGAACAGUACAGUCACUUGCUCGACCGCUGUACCGAACACGGUACCGCUUCGUGAAAAUAAGGACAAUAAAGAAAAGGAGGCUCCUUCUAGGACUCACAAUACUAUCAGUAAAAUUCCGAUUCCGGUUAAAAGUCCCCGAUGUUCGUUGUCAGAAUCGACUUUAGAAACGAACACUCAGAAUACCAGGAGUGCCGUGGGAACCGAAGUAGAAAAGUCGUCCACACCCGCGGCUAUAACCAGGGAAAAAGAUGCUACUAGCAAAGGCAAACCCUUGACAGUGGAGGCGUUGGCAUUGCGACGCUGCGUGACAUUGCCCGACGCACGACCGACCUUUUCACCGUUAACGUCGGCUAAUUCAACGGAAGAGGAAAAUUUAACUGGCUGCACCCCCGCGUUGCGUCGACGAAGGCAGAGCGAGAAAUACGUAACGGACGCCAGUCAGCUGAAUCUGCGGUUCCAGAGACCGCAACGCAGGGUCAGGCCGAAUUCCGAAGUAUUGUCCGGAUUUUCACCGAGAGGCGUGCCCUCGCAUCUCCUGGGAGAAGCGGCUAAGCGAACCGAAGAGAGUAGCGAUAACGAUUCGGACAGUAGCGGUCCGACGAAUGCUCAACCUCCACCACCUCCUACGUCUCUGCCACCUCACGUAGCAGAAAACAAUGCCAGAUGCCGCAGAUUUCGACCUAUACCGGACGCGACGAUAAUCAGCAAAGAAUCGUGAGAUGUCCGAAGAGAAUCCAGAGAUGCGAGAAAUGGCAGCACGCAUAUGUCGAGAUUACCUUCACGGAGUCUGGAAGCA